Messenger RNA from Paracoccidioides brasiliensis Pb18, 714 nucleotides. RefSeq lists its product as uncharacterized. Gene Ontology annotation, cellular component: cytoplasm. The coding region runs from base 1 to 714 and encodes 237 amino acids. The transcript has 2 exons. The record is from RefSeq and is a predicted model, not a curated record.
AUGGAAGAGCAGGUCAGAAGGCUCGUGGACAAGGCAUGGGCCAAAUUCCAAUCCACCCCACCUUCCGCCCGUCUCAUGAUCGCCAUCAGCGGAAUCCCUGGCUCCGGCAAAACUUCUCUGGCAACUGUCAUGGCUGAGCGAGUAAAUCAGCUUUACUCUGCGAUUAACCCAGGCACAUCCACACCGGUUUCAACGGCAGUCUCAAUGGACGGCUACCACCUCUCCCGCGCCCAGCUUGCCGCAAUGCCAGAGCCCGCUUACGCAACCGCCAGACGGGGCGCAGCCUUCACAUUUGACCCCGUGAAAUUCCUACGAUUAGUGCGUGCGCUGCGGGAACCGCUGACUCCUGACUCGCCGACACUCUAUGCGCCAAGUUUCGACCAUGCAGUUAAAGAUCCCGUGGAAGACGAUGUGACCAUCCCCCCGACGACGCGGGUGAUAUUUUUCGAAGGGAAUUAUCUGAGUUUUGAUAAGGAGCCGUGGAAUGAGGCGGCAGGUUUGAUGGAUGAGUUGUGGUUUGUUGAGGUGGAGUUCGAGACGGCGCGGAAGAGGUUGGUUGCGAGACAUGUAAAGGCGGGGAUUGCGAGGGAUGAGGAGGAGGCGGAUCGGAGGGCUAGGGAGAAUGAUUUGGUUAAUGGCAAGGAGAUUGUGGAUUUUCGGAUGGAGGUUCAGGAGAUUAUUGUUAGUCAGGAGGAUGAGGGUUGGAAGGUCUAA